CACACACACACACACACACAGACACACACACUGUCUUCCCGCACGUGCGCAGACACACACACACACACACACACACACACACACACACACACACACACACACACACACACACACACACACACACACACACACACACACACACACACACACACACACACACACACACACACACACACACACACACACACACACUUUCUCACAUGCAUGCAAUGAAACUGAGAGUGGCUUUGAUCGGGAGAUCAAGAGACAUACACACAUUUUCUCUUUCUCUCACACACAGAGGGAGUAGGGAAGGCAUCCAGGGAGGCAGGCACUGGUGCCUUUUGAAGCAGCAGUGAAAGAGAGAGAGAGGAGAGAGGAGAGAGGACAGGGGGACUAAGGCACCGGACCACUGUCACCUACCGACCAGCCCCCCGCCGAUGAUCCACGGCUACAGCCACAGCACAGUGAAAAGGGGGUUAUGCCAGGAGAGCUUGAAAGGAAGGGAAGAUCCAACUCUCCGUCUGUCCAUCCGUCCGUCCACCCGUUAUCCUCAUUCCUCUUUUUUUCCGAGCCGAUAUCUCAGGUCGGACGGUCCCGUUUUGAAUUCUUUCUUUUUCUCUUGUAAUUUUCGUUUUUUCUCUUUUUUGAUGGAGGGAUGUUAAGGAUCAGGUGAAGAAAGGAGGAGCUGCAUUGUGGAUGUCUGAAAGGUUGUCAUUUCUAUUUUUUUUAGUUUGUUCUUAUUUCAACGAUCACUUUCUUUCAACGAUCACCUCCUGACUGAAUUGAAGCGUGUGUGUGAGCAGCAGGACUGGAGGCAAAAAGGACUUUGAGAUUUAUCUCUGUUUUGAUAUGAUUCAGUCGUCAGGCAAAUUCUUUCCUAUCCUGAAGGAGCUGUGUCAAAGUUAGCUGGAGCUGCAGGGAGAGGAGGGGGCCGUGGGGAGGGCCUGUGGCCCAGGACGGAGCACCCAACCUGGGACGCACACAGAGGGACACAGGCGUAGUGGCUCUUCUCACCCACUGAUAACUGUGUACCUGAAAAUGACACCAUGAGUUUUAUAUUGUCCUGCUGCCAAGGGGACGGAGGGACAGUGACAACAACGUAAACAACAACAAGUGCAAUAGCAGGCAACAGCCUAAAGGAGAACAACAGCUAAACCACCAGUGACUGGAACAACACAUUGCAUCUAAUUAAACCUCAACUAGUCAACAUCCCACAACUUUGGGUGGGCCUUUGACAAGGACUCCACCACUCCAUCUGUCCUUUCUCCACCACUCUCUCUGCCGUGGUGGUCUCCUCCCUCCAUUCACCAGCAAGAAUCCCCUAGUGACUCCCACUCUGCUACUAUAUUCCUCCAGAUAUUGUUGACAUAACAUAUUCACAUUUCUAUGUCAAUCUAGGAAAGUUUUCUCAAGGAUUCUGGGUAAUCUCCCCCGGCGGUGCGCCGUCGCCCUGGGUGAAAGGGCAGGGGGGCGGCCCACGGUUCCCCCCGACCACAACCGGGUGAAGAACAGGAGCGGGCGGCAAUAUGGCUGCUCUCGCCAGCUCAUUGAUCCGCCAGCGGCGGGAGGUGAAGGACCCCCAGGCCAACCGGCAGGUGGCCAACAAGAGGAAGCCGUGCCCCAAGGCCAACAAGUCCCUGUGCCAGAAACAAAUAUUAUUACUCAUAUCAAAAGUCCGACUAUGUGGCAAUCGAGGGCGAAAGUUAGAAAAAAAACCGGAGCCCCAACUGAAAGGCAUCGUCACAAGACUCUACAACCGGCAUGGCUUCUACCUCCAGAUGCUUCCGGAUGGCACCAUGGACGGCACAAAGGACGAAAGCAGCUCCUUCUUGCAGUUCAACUUGAUUCCUGUGGGACUGAGGAUAGUAGCCAUCCAGAGCACCAAGACAGGGCUCUACAUUGGGAUGAACAGCGAUGGAUACCUCUACACCUCAGAACACUUCACCCCAGAGUGCAAGUUCAAAGAGAGUGUGUUUGAGAACUACUACGUGACGUACUCAUCCAUCCUGUACCGGCAGACCCAGUCGGGCAGGGCCUGGUACAUCGGCAUCAACCGGGACGGACAGGUCAUGAAGGGCAACAGGGUCAAGAAGACUAAAGGGGCGGCCCACUUCCUGCCCAAACUCAUAGAAGUGGCAAUGUACAGGGAGCCUUCGCUGCAUGAAGUGGUGGUGGUUGCCGAGCUGAGUCCGCCCAGAAAAACGGCCAAGACCUCCGAUUCGCCCGUGCUGCAGAACGGCAAGAAAGACCCGCCCUCCAAAACCAAAACUUCCUAGCGCACGGAGAAGACAGGGGGCAAUGGGCACUGACUGGCACUGGCACUGACUGGCGAACAAAGUCUUCCUGUUUUUAUUACAAAGGGGUGUCACCUUCAAAUGUUUCCCCCCUGCCCCACCGAGCAGCACGUAGAGGGGGCCCUAUUGUUCUAUAUUCCCACAGGUUUCAUCCAUACUAAUGUAAGGUUGGCCAAGGAUGUGAAAUGGCACCCUAUUCCGUUUAUAGUGCACUACUUCUGACCAAAGCCUGCACAGGACUCUGGUCAAAGUAGUGCACUAUAAAGGGAAUUGGGUUCCAUUUGGGACGUGUCCCCAAGCACCCUGUUGUUCUCUUCACAUCUGUUACCAGGUAUUCUCUGUCCGUCAGCACCUUUGUGACCAUAGCGAUCCCCUCCAUACUUAAGCAAUGAUGUGGAGGUUCUCUUUUCUUUAUUUCUUUCUCUCGUUCACCUUUGGUGCAAUUUGAUUAGUUUGUGACACGGAGUCAAUUUUCCACUCGGCAGCACAAGAGAAACUUCCUCGUUCUUCUCUAGGGCUGUUAACAGCAGCUCUCUAAUCAAAAUCUUCCAUACCUCUUGAAAGAGAGAGAGGAACCUCCCCACUGCACUGCAUUGAACUACACACACACGCACGCACACACAUGCACACACACACACACACACCCAGCUGAGAGGGAGUGGUGAUUGUGUGCGGGUCAGGGCUUAAAGAAUGGUAAUGAUAUCAUCAGUGAGAUGGUGUUGGUCUCUGGGAAUCUGUGAAUCUGUUUGCAUUACAUCCUCCUAUCAUUACAACACAAUGUAUAACUUCUCUAGCUCAUGCCUUAAGCCAGGGAGAUACAUACUGUAGGGCCCACAGGAGGUCAGUGGCAACUUAAUUGGGGUGGACGGGCUCGUGGUAAUGGCUGGAGCGGAAUGAGUGGAAUGGUAUCAAAUGUGUUUCCAUGUGUUUGAUGCCAUUCCAUUUGCUCUGUUCUGGGCAUUAUUAUGAGCCGUCCUCCCCUCAGCAGCCUCCUGUGCUGUAGGCCUAUUGUGGUUUUGUUUGAGUGUUUUUGUAGUUGGGUAUGUUAUUGCAGGACAGUUGUGGUUCUUUUCUGAGGGCUACAGCCUCCCUAUGGAAUUAUCAGGCCAAACAGACUGGCACCCAGGCUAAUAACCUCCUGGUUCCACGUUUAUUUCUGUUGUUGAUCUCAACUUCCAAUGUAAUAACCAACUAGUACGCACUGAACCUGUUCAACACAUGAUCCAGUAUCGAGCCUCCUUUACUGCACGUUCCACCAUCAUGUCUGGUCAUUGCCCGAGCAACGUCAUUGUUGUACAGUAUGAAAUCUGUUGUUGUUUUGUUGACGUUGACAGCGCCAGCUACAGGUUGCUAAUUCUCAAUGGCUGCAUCCGAAAUGGUACUGAGCAGAGCUGUGGUCAAAGGUAACACAGUACAGGGAAUACGGUGCCUCUCGCUGACAUGCGUAUACAAGACUGUGAUGUUUUUUAUUUUACCUUGAUGUGUUUUACAGGAGGGAUUUGAGUUCCCAUCCCAAAUGGAAUGUUAGGUCACACUUUAUUUGGAUAGUCCGGAUUUAUGGUCAUACUAUCAACAAACCAUCUGUUGAUGAGCAACUGCUUGUUAAGGUUACAAUUAGGGUUAGAAUAAGGGUAAGGGUAAGGUUAGGGUAAGAGUUAAGUUUAGGGUUAGGAUAAGGUUUAAGGUUAAGGUUAGUUAAGGUUAGUGUUCGAGCUAGGGUUAGUAGAUAGUUACAGAUGGACUAUCCAAAUAAAGUGUUACCGCAAACUAUUUCCUACAUAGCCCUAUGGGCCCUGAUCAAAAGUAGUGCACUAUGUAGGGAAUAGGGUGCCAUUUGGGAGGAAGCAAGCUAGGGCAGAGUGGUAGAUGGAGGAGAGGUUCACUACUUUAGAGUGAGCGGGCUUGUUUGCAGUGGUGGAAAAAGUACCCAACGUUCAUACAUGAGUAAAAGUAAAGAUACCUUAAUAGAAAAGGAAGUAAAAGUAAAGGUCACCCAGUAAAAUUCUACUUGAGUAAAAGUCUAAAAGUAUUUGGUUUAAAAUAUAGUUAAGCAUCAAAAGUAAAAGUAUAAAUCAUUUCAAAUUCCUUAUAUUAAAAACCAGAUGGCACCAUUUUCUUGUUUUUUUUAUUUCUGGAAAGUCAGGGGCACAUUCCAACACUCAGACAUCAUUUACAUAUGAAACAUGUGUGUUUAGUGAGUCUGCCAGAUCAGAGGCAGUAGGGAUGACCAGGGAUGUUUGGUUGAUAAGUGCAUGAAUUUGACUAUUUUCCUGUCCUGCUAAGCACUCAAAAUAUAAAGAGUACUUUUGGGAGUCAAGAGAAAUGUAUGUAGUAAAAAGUACAAUAUAAGGAAUGUAGUUAAGUAAAAGUAAAAGUAGUCAAAAAUAUAAAUAGUAAAGUACAGAUACCCCAAAAAACGAAUUAAGUAGUACUUUAAAGUAUUUUUACACCACUACUUGUUUGUCAAGCCAGAGGAGAGAAAGGGAGGAACGAGGGUUCAGAGAGAAUUAUAGGAAUUACGAUGGCUUCUUCCAGACCUGGUAAUCCUAAAUAAGGUGCUGACACCAGGCAUCUCCAUCACUCACACUCUCACACACUCUCUCACACACACUCUCUCACACACACUCUCUCUCUCACACACACACACACACACACACACACACACACACACACACACACACACACACACACACACACACACACACACACACACACACACACACACACACACACACACACACACACACACACACACACACACACACACACACACACACACACACACACACACACACACACGACAGUGUUGCAAUCCUCCAGGGUCCAUGUUGUACAAUCUGCCCUAAUAAUAUGUUUAAAGCAGCUGAAGAUAAAGUCCUCCAGGAUGUCUGUCAGGCUGUCUGUCUGUUAUGCUAGCAGGAUGUCUGUCUGUUAGGCUAGCAGGCUGUCUGUCUGUUAUGCUAGCAGGAUGUCUGUCUGUUAGGCUAGCAGGAUGUCUGUCUGUUAGGCUAGCAUGGUGUUUGUUAGGCUGUUUGUUAGGCUGUCUGUCAGUCAGGCAGGCAGGCAGGCAGGCAGGCUGGCAGGCAGGCUGGCUGGCUGGCUGUCAGACUUUCUGGUUCUCACUGGUUCAGACUAUUCACUUCAAUUAAGCAAUUAAAUAGGGCUUCCGAUUUAUGUAUUUGGGAAGCCCGGUUGCCUAGCCUACAGGCCUAUGAUAACACACACACACACACGCACGCACGCACGCACGCACGCACGCACACACGCGCACACACAUCAUGCCUGACCCACUGAUUCCACAAGCUAAUUCCAAGCAUGUCCAAUUAUAGAAAGGUUCUGAGAACAUGAGUCUCUAGGAAGAUUCCUUCUGCCUCAGAUUAGAACUAAAUGGUGUGAGACUGUCAGGAGAGGGGGUAGAGGAGAUGGAGGGGAUGAGAGGAGUAGAGUGGGGUGGAGGAAAUGGAAAAGAGGAGGGGAUGAGAGGGGAG
This is a messenger RNA of Salvelinus fontinalis (brook trout), 5764 nucleotides long. Its product is annotated as fibroblast growth factor 11-like. The coding region runs from base 1509 to 2258 and encodes 249 amino acids. The transcript has 6 exons. The record is from RefSeq and is a predicted model, not a curated record. Gene Ontology annotation, cellular component: cytoplasm. Gene Ontology annotation, biological process: positive regulation of gene expression; animal organ morphogenesis; fibroblast growth factor receptor signaling pathway. NCBI's taxonomy places the organism in Eukaryota, Metazoa, Chordata, Actinopteri, Salmoniformes, Salmonidae. Gene Ontology annotation, molecular function: fibroblast growth factor receptor binding; growth factor activity.